CAUGCCUUAAACUGAUGAGUAAGGAAAAUAACGACGCGGGGUGACGCCCGUGUCCUCGCUCAAACUCGCGAGAGGAAUUUUUGAACGGGUACAGGUCCGUCUGUCAGGUGACUCACCUACUUCGUGAGAUGCCGCGCGGAACCAGGAUCUGCCCCGAGAAACCCUCAGAUAAGUUAAAGAAAAUAUAUAGAAACAGAGCUCAAAGUUAUUAGUUCAAUAUUCCGGUUUUAUAACAAAGUUACAUCAAUCUCACUUGAGUAAUCUUAUAAAAACAUUUCAAGAUUUAUUAAUAUCAUUUUGUUCAACAUUAAACAAUUUAAUGAAUAUUAAUAUGAAAUGUAAAUGCAUAAAUCUUAAUAGAUUAAACACUUUUCAGUGUGGAAAUUCGUUUUGAAAAGCUGCCAAUUUUAUACCAUAAUUUAAUUUGUUACUAACCCAACCACAGUUUUACUAAAUUAACCAGAGCUAAACUAUUGUUAUUGUGCUACAAUUAUUACUGUAAAGUUCCUAUAAUACAUCUAUAAUACAUCUAUAAUACACUGUGUACACAAAAUAGUUACACUCAGGACCUUCAGGACAAAAAUGUCCCCAUUGAAACCCAUUAAAACUGCAAUAUUUGAUCCCAGUGCCAUUAAAGCAUAAAAUCAUGAAUUCUAUGAUAUUAUACUUUCAUUCUGGAGCCCUGGCUUCAACAUUUACAUUAUUAAUAUUUUCCACCAGAUGGCGCCAUUUAUCUCAUGUUUAGCCUAUGGAGCAAAUACAAGCUUUUCCCCUAUUCUCUGUUUGCUGUAUUAUAGAGCACUGCAGGACAACUGAAUAAAUGAUGCAGAUAAAAUUGUGUGUGUGUGUUGCUAUGGAUGUCAGAGAGUGUGUGUGUGUGUGUGUGUGUGUGUUUGUGUGUGUAUGUGAGUGUGAGUGUGUGUUUGUGUGUGCGUGUGCAUGUGAGUGUGUGUUUGUGUGUGCGUGUGCAUGUGUGUGCGCGCGUGCGUGUUUGUGUGCGUGUGUGUGUGAGAGUGUGAGUGUGUGUGCGUGUGUGUAUGCGUGCGUGCGUGCGUGCGUGCGUGUGUGUGUGUGUUUGUGUCAAUGUCAUUGAAAGUGGAAAAUAAUAUUAAUAUAUAAUAUUAUUAUGGCAGUUUUUUGACGCGGACAUUUUUGUCCUGUAAGGACCUCUGAGUAACGUUUUUUAAUUGAUGCACAAGGGUUAAAUGAAUGUGUUGCUGAUUAAAACAAUCUUAUAGAGCAGUCGAUGUUCAUAUUAAAUGUUUGAAUAUUGAAUAUUUAGUGUGAUCAUCAGCUUGUGUUGAGUUUAGGUUCUCAAUGCGCCUUCUGCGCUCACAGACACUCAAUGACACAUGUAUUCACUCUGUCUCUGUGAAUGAUAUGAUUACGAUAAUGAUCCUGUAUGUUCAUUACUAUGAGCAGAUGUGUGUUUAUGAGCAGACACCCGGAUGUUGAUCGCGCAUGCGCGGGCAGGAUUCGAAACAGGAAGGGAUCGGCAGUUCAUGGAAGACAGUCGGCAUAAAACGGAAGACGGCACUCAUCAGGAGCCCACCCACAGAACGAUCAGCUAGCAAACUGUGAGGAGAUACUUGCAGAAUUUGACAAAAAGUGUAUUGGAUUUGAAUUACUGAGUGCACCUUUAAAGUACUUCUAACUCUGGACACUGAACACAGCACUAAAGAAUCGAGCUCAUCUCCAUCUGCCCCAUCUCACGCUACCCUUACCUGUGCUUUCACCCAAACACCCUCCCCCUGUCCUGUCGUCGAGGGUUCAUGUGACCCCCCUGAGGGAGGGAAUGAUGCAAAGCGGACCGCUGUGGCCAACGGACUGCCCCUCUCCACUGUGUCCCAGCGCUACAUGCCCCGUGAGGUGCCCCCACGCUUCCGGAACCAGCAGGAACCAAAAGUGCUACUGAAGAGGGGCCAGCCGCCACUGUCCAGUAUGCUGCUGGGGGGUGGGAGCGGAGGGGAAGCCACACCCUCCCCUAAUGCAAGUACAGCCGACGCUUCAGAUCCUACUGUAGAUCCAGUAUCUCUUCACUCAACAUCUGACGCCUCUGCCACUCCCACUUAUGCAAAUUACACAUGGGGGCUGGGCUCAGGAGUUCGACCCUCGGCUCAGGGAAUGGACAAGGUUGUAGUCGACAAUUCUGAUAUGGAGAAAUGGCCAAGUGUCAUUGAGAGUGUAAGACCGGAAAAUUCUGCAGCCAAGAGCAGCAGUGCCUCAUGGGAUAGUGAUUUGACCCAAGAGGAGAAAAUGUCUGUUGGGCUGAGAAUGGACAGUUCUCCUCUUUGUGAGUAUGCAGAAGCCACUGUAGAGGGGGGUUCAUCCUCACAGACUGAGAAUAAAGAAUCCAUUAAAGGAGUUAAUAAGUCCUUUAAUUCCAAGGUGUUGCAUCCUUCUGGAAACGUGGAGGGGACUCAAGGACUAAACCCAAACUACAGCCAUCCAUCCUGGGCUGCCCCCCUGCAAGAUGGUCCUGAUGGAGCAGCCUCAAGCAGAGGACCCUUAACCCACACUGCCUCUGAGGAAUCUCUUCCCAUACCCUUGAGUCCACUGCACCAAAUGCUCGGCAAGAACAGAGAGUGUAUUAUGGCUGACUGGGUGGAGCUUAAAGCUGGACCAAAUGUUAUUGACUGCAAAGAGGAUGGUGUCACAUGUGCGGAUGUGUGGGAUACAGGUACAGAGACUGUUGGGAGGGAAAGUAAUACAGCAGGUGGGGAAGGAAGUUUAGGUGAUCGCACUGGCAUCUCUCAGGUAACAUGGGAUAAAGAGACGGUAGGUUCAAACGAGCAGGCAGCUGCAGAAUGGACCUCAGACUCAGCUGUUGGAGCAUCAAGAGAGGAUGUGAGGAAGAGCUCUAGGGACAGCACAGAUUGUUUACAGGACUCAUCAUUGUUUGCAGCCAAUACAGUGGCAUCAAGAGAUGACAAUCAGAAAAGGAUUGAUAGUUGGGGUGAGUCUAAAGGAGAAUCUACUGACAGGAAAAGCAGUGAGGAAGAGACGCUGGUCCAAAGCCCCUCUAGAGGUCAGUCCCUCCACUCUGAAGAGGCCUUACAGAGUGUGAUCAAUCGCACUAAUCUGGAUCCUAGAGUGCUGUGCAACACCGGAUGGGGUAAGACCCAGAUCAAGCAGAAUGUCGCCUGGGAUUUAGAAGUGAACAUUAGGAAUGUUGACUGGAAUCAAGAGGUGGACACUGGCCACAGUAAGGAAGGUUGGCAGGAUGGAGGUGAUGCCCCUCAUUCCAGCUCCAGGAUGCAGAAUCGUGAGGGAUUGGAAGGCAGCCAGGGUCAAUUGGUUAGAAGUAAAGGGUGGGGCAGUGAUGAGCAGAAGUGGGAUGAGAGGAAGAUGGAGAAAGAGGAUGGGUGGGGAGAAGCCCAGGUGAAUGAAGGUACAUGCAGGAGGGAAGGAAUGGGGAAGGACCAAGGUGGUGGAAGUGAUUGGGGACAGAGGACACCUUUGCCCAAGGGAGGAGGCUGGAAGGAAGAGAGAGGCAGUGACCGCAAGAAUCAGGAUGAGGGGUUAUGGGGUAUCUCUGAAGAUACUGGGCAUCGGAGUGCUGGCUGGGGAGGUAAUGGAGGAGGCAGUGUCAGUGUCAAACAGCACCAAGGAUGGGGUGAUAAGCCUUCUCCAUCACAAAUACCAAACAAACAAAUAGCACUUAAAACGCAAAAUCCACAGCAGCAGCAAUCGCAGACGCAACCGCAAAUGCCGGGACAUCCAAAAUCCUUGCAGGACAGCAGGGGUUAUCCAGGAGGGCCAGAUGGACAGAGCAAAGGGUCGGGAUGGACAUGUGGCCCCAUCCCUCAGAUGCCUUCUGUUGUAGAGCCAAGUGGGUGGGAGGAACCCUCGCCUCAGUCCAUCAGUCGGAAUGUGGAGAUUGAUGAUGGAACGUCUGCAUGGGGUGAUCCUUCACGCUACAACAGCAAGAAUGUCAAUCUGUGGGAUAAGAACAGCUCAAAGACUCAACAGCAAAGUUGCCAACAGAGUCUUCAGCAGUCGUCUGAAAGACAGGCUGAAGCUCCAUCUAAGAACUCUGUUCCAUCAACAUGGGGACGCAGCAGUGGUCCCCCAGAUCAGUCCGUGGACAAUAGCUCAACUGCUUGGGGGAAAUCAUUUGAUGGGCCAAGUGGCUGGGGAGACUCAGAGGAACAGGGGAAAGGGGGAGGAUGGGCAAACUCACGUUCCAAGUCUGGUUCAAAGUCCAUGCAAGAGGGGUGGGGUGAUGAAGGCUCAAAUAUAUCCCGUCACCAGAGCUGGGAGGAAGAGGAUGGUAGAACUGGCGUCUGGGGCAGUAGGGAAUCCCAAAGCAGCAUGUCCACAUACAACUCCGGGGGAUGGGGGCAGGGCCAGGGGGCCAGAAGACAUAACAACAAGAGCCCUCUGAAAGGUAACAGCGGGGACUCAUGGGCAACUCCUGUGAGUCGGCAGUUCUCAAACAUGGGCAUCAUGGAUGAAGACUCCAAUGUGGGUCAGGAAAGACAUGACAGGAGAGGAAUGAAUGAUGGAGAAAUGCGGAGAGGGGGCAGGGUUGGAGGAGCGUUUCGCUCACAAAAUUCCAAAGAGACCACACCUGGGGAAAGUGGGACAUACCUGGACAAGGUUGGGGGUCAUGGUAUGUUUGGCAGCAGUGGUAUUUCUCAGCUAAGAGGGAUGCAUCAAACCACAGUGCACCCCCUAAACCCUUCCCCUGUGAUACGAGCACAAGUGCCUCAUCAGUUCCUGCCUCCUCAGGUGCCCGGGCCUAUGCUAAAACCAAUGGCACCCCCCAGUGGUGGUAUGUUCCCUCCCCAGCUCUCCCCCCAGCACAUUGCCAUGCUUGGAGGCAUUCAUCCACACAUGCAGCAGUUCCAGCUAGCUUGUCAGCUCAUUCUCCAACAACAGCAGCAGCAGCAACAACAACAGCAGCAGUAUUUGAAUCAGAGAAAGUUUCCUCCUCCUCCUCUAAGACAACAACAAGAUCCACAGCAGUUGGCACGGAUCAUGGCUAUACUGCAGCAGCAACAGGGGGUGGGUGGGCCCAAACUCCCCCCGUCCUCCAUGGGAGGACACACACCCAAAUAUCCAGACACGCCCCUCCAUCACCUGGGCGUAAAUGCCCACAAACAGCCAGACAUGCCCCUGCAUGCUGCCAUGGGUGGAUCUGAGAUGCACACCAAACCAAUGCCGGCUUUCACAGGUUUUGCAGGUGGUUCUGAUCUGGAUUCUCUGAGUUCUUCUGGUGGUUUGAAGGAUGGUGGGGGACCUCAAUUUCACUAUAAAUGGAUGAUGGAUGGAAACAGUCUGACACCCUCACCAGAACCCACACUGCACAAUGGACCAGUAAAGUUGGGAGGCGGCUCUUUGUACUCUCAGUAUGAUGUGUUGGGUGGCAGUUGGAACAGAACAGGAAGUGGCAAAGUAGACGUGUCUCCUGCCAACCCCACCUGGCCUCCAGAGUUUCAGCCGGGUGUCCCAUGGAAGGGCGUCCAGAGUCCUGAGCUCGAGCCUGACCCCUACAUGACCCCUGCAGGAAUGCUGGGACCCACCGUGCUCAGUGAUACAGAACAUCACCUGCUGCAAGACAACACAGGAUCAAACUCUUCACUAACCACCUGUUUGCCUUCACCUGGUGCCUGGCCGUACAGUGCCUCAGACCCCCCCGUCAGUGCACACGGCACAGCUAAAUACCACGAGUUAAAGUCCAGUUGGCCGCCUGAGCCCAUUGGACACAGCAAAUCAUGGAGAACCAAUCGGAACAGUUCCCAUCUGCCCCGCCCCCCUCCAGGUCUCUCCAAUCAGAAGCAGUCAUGGUCAGCAGAGGGGCCGCGAAUGCCCAGAGCGUGGGGUGGAGGGUCGAGUGGCCAGGAGUCGUCCUUUAAAUCAGAGUGGAGUGAUGGUGGGGCAGGAAAGUCCUGGCUGCUACUGCGAAACCUCACACCUCAGAUUGACGGCUCAACCCUGAAGACGAUCUGUCUGCAGCACGGCCCCCUGAUGACCUUUCACCUCGGCCUGACCCAGGGCAGCGCUCUGAUUCGCUACAGCAGUCCUCACGAAGCCGCCAAAGCACAGAGCGCCCUGCAUAUGUGCGUUCUGGGAAACACCACCAUCCUGGCGGAGUUCAUGAGUGAGGAAGAGGUCAUCCAAUACUUCACACAUUCUCAGACCGCUGGGGUCACGGGGUCACCCGAGGGGUCUUCCAGCUCUGACCCUAGCUCACGAGAGCCCGAGCGGGCCGCGGGCGGAGGGGGGGAUGCAGAGGCAGGCGCGGGCUGGCAGGGUUUGGGAGUAACGGGCGGAUCUGGACUCGCUCUCCUCAGCCAAUGGAGCAACAGCGCAGGGGAGGGGGCGGGGAAAGGGGUCUGGGGGGGUGUGGCUCCAGGUUACCAUGGCAGCAGCCUGUGGGGCACACCUCAACUGGAGGACAACCCAGCUGGAUUGUUGCCAGGCAACCUGCUUGGAGGCGGGACGGACAAUUUGUGAUUGACACUGAUUGUGAGUUAUUUAAGUUCUGGUACAUGGAGUUUCGGCACCAAACAGAACCAUUGUCAAGCAUAUGGAAGCCCACAGAUGACAUGUUUCUUUAUAAUUUUUGUUUGUUUGUUUUCUCAAGAACAAAGGUGAAUCUGAUGAAAACAUGUAUGGUUCAUGUUUUACCCCAAAACAAAAAAAUAAAAAUAAAAAUAGGAAAUUAUAUUUAGCUAAAAGGAAAUGAAGCUUGUUUAAUUAAGAUUUGUUUGCAUUGUGACAUUAUUUUUAUUACAAUUAUUUAAGCACAUUUCUCCCAAAUUCUCAUUAUUGUAAAAUAUCCAGAGGUUACUUUUGAGUUUUAUUGUAAUUAUUUUCAAUGCCGAUUCUCUUUAGAUUCUCAUUAUUGUUAUACAGUAACUUUUUACUGUAUUACAAAAACAAAAUACUGUAAAAAAAAAAAAAAAAAAAAAGUAUUCAAAUCAGCAGAAAAUAAAGGCAGUUCAACAAAUACUACCGUAAUGUAUGAUUCACAAUUUUUCACUUUUUUUCUUUACAUAUUUUUUUAUUUGUAUUUUUACAAUAAUGAGAAUUUUUGGGCGCUCAGUUGUCAUAAAAAUAAUUUCUCAAUACAAAUAAACAAAUGACCCGGACAUGUUCUUAUAAAUGUAUAUAGCUUGUUUUCUUAUGAUAACUUAUGUCGAGAUCGUUAUAGAAAUAAGUCAUAAUUUUGAUAAAUCAAGUAAGAUUAGUAAUAUUAAUGUCUGUCCUCUGUGGGCUUCCGUAUUUUUGCAGUUUGUUUUGGUGCCGCUACAGCUGCAGAAAUGACACGCUGCCAUUCAGACAGCUACAUUUCCACACAAACACAGGACUUACUGACAGGCUUUUAUAUCCAGUGAGAACUCAAACACACGUGGAUUUGCUUACAGACAUUCUCAUCGCCAGAGUUAAGCUAUCAUGCAUUUGUAUGCAGGGACUGUUUCUAAAGGCCUUCUUUAACAAAUAUUUCAAACAAACAUCAAAUAUAACUCUGAUGUUAUGCUGACACACACAUACGCAAACCGUUUAACGCUUUUCUGAAGUAGCUUAUAUCUCACGAAAACGGUCAAGAAAUGUCCUAAUCAUAUUUUACUCAAAUCAAAAGAAUUUGUUUUUAAAUUCAAGUUUGUAUGAAGAAAAUUAAGCAUAUUUUUAGGACCUUUCAAGAUGUUUUUCUCAUUGUCACAUUGUGUCUACUGCAAUAAAAAAAUUACUGUAAUGUCAAAAGAUAAUCGUAAGUAUUUAUAAAUCAUGAUAGUAUUUUUUGCUUAAAAUCUUAAAAGUCCAGACAGUGAUGUCAUUAUUGUACUACAGUAGAUAACAGUAAUUAUGUGACAAUUACCCCCUGUAUUUGGAAUGAAAAUAAUGUCACAGUGCAAUAAAUCUUAAUAGGCUUCAUUUUCUUUAUGCAAAGUGUGUGUAUAUAUAUAUAUAUGUGUGUGUGUGUAUGUAUAUGUAUGUAUAUGUAUAUAUAUAUAUAUAUAUAUAUAUAUACAUAUAUAUAUAUAUAUAAUUUUCAUUUGGGUUUUUGAGUGAAAUAUGACCUGGAAAUUUCUUCUUGAGAUUAUCACAGCAAGAGGUAAAUUGUUUAUUUAGUGUGAUCAUUUUAUUGUAUUUUUUUGCAAGAAUUCUUGAAGCUGGUUGAUAGUAUUACAGUGUCGCUGCCGUCAUGUGGCUUUAUUUUGAUAUUGGGGCGAACAGCCAGAAAAACACAUACAAACGUUCGCAAACGCUUUUGGCAUUUAAUCACAUGCAGCAAAUGAAUUAUAUCUACAAUGAACAUUUUUACUAGUUAAAAUGCUAAUUCUUGAGAUCAGCAAUGAAAUGACCACUAGUGAAAGUAGCCUUGCACUUGUAAAAACAUGAAUUAAUGAAAAUACCCAUUCUCUAUCAGAAAUACAAAUUCAACUCGCUCAUUUCUCUAACUGCAUUUUUACUAGUAGAAUUUCACAAUGAUCCGUCAUCCUGUCACGUUAAAAAUGCAAUUACAGGUGUUUAUAAUUAAUUUAUAACUAUUUCACAACAAUUCCACAUCAGCUAUGUACUAACUAGUAAAAAUGAAUGUUUUAUAUAAAAGAUUACAUUCUUACUAGUACAAAUAUUUUAGUAAUUGCAUCAUUUUUUAUAUCAAGAAUUAAUGUGUUUACUAGUGCAAAUGUAUUUACUUUUUUUCACAAGUAUAAUUACAUUGCUUAUGUUAAGGAUUAUUAUUGCGAAUAGUGAAAAUUGAUUUGUAGAUAUCUAUAAUUUCUAUCCUACUCGUGAUUAAAUGUCAAAAGGGCUUGCGAAAGCAAACACGUUCAUUUCUCCAGCGCAGCGUUCCCUGUGGAUUUGUGUAUCUAAACGCAUUUGACCUUUCACUGUUUCUUCUUUAUCUGUUUGUCAGGUUUGAUGUUGCAUUUAUAUUUGAUUUGAAUAUCGUUUUGUUUUUUGUAAUGCAUAUAAAAGUUCUCUUUAAAGACUGAGUGUGGGUGAAAUGUGUGUGUGACGAACAGACGAAUGUCUGUGCGCACUUUACUGAUUAUUUGUGAGUUUAUGUGUGGCUGCUUUAUGUUUAAAAGUUGUAAAAUGUUCAUUGUGUACUAUAUACUGUUAGUUGUGUUUUACAAAUCUUGGCAUUAGCGGGUUUCUGCGAUUUGCGUUUCUUUUUUUUAAGUGUACUCAUGUAGCCUUUUGUAUCGGCUGAAUUGCAAUAAUGAUUCGACAAGCAUUUUAAAGACACAAAUGUGUGACGGCGUCUCUGCCAAAAACUUACCCCAACAGAGUUUACAAACAGCUAAAAAACAUUGUAUGCGUUUAUUAUGUUUCUGUAUUGUUGUUUGUUUUAAAUUAAGACUUUAACACUCCUUUCAGUGUUUUACAGAUUUUUCAGAGAUAAAAAGUGAAAAGUUUAUUUAAAUAAAAGUUAAAUAUGACACUGUUAUAGAUAUUGAAAUGUCUUUGUGUACCUGUAAAUAGACACUCUGGUUUGUCUAUAAAGCUCAUGUCAGCUCUUCAGAACAUCACUCUCUCUUCGGAUGAUGGUAAAACAAACAUGUAAACAUGCCACAAAGUUUCCAGUAUGUUGAGAGGUAAGUUAACAUGUUGAGUGUUUACCUCCCUUCCUCUGUGGUCAGGUAUGUUUCAAGUCAUUUUUAAUCUUUAGUCCUGUUCAGACCUCAUUCUCAUCUGACUAUACAGCAUGAAUAUAAUGACAUUUAGCUACUGUAUAUGUAAUAGGUGUGUAUAAAGUAACUAAAUUAGCUGAUGUUACUAUUUGGUAGGCGAUAUUUAAAACUAGCUGACAGUGAAGUGUUAUUCGCUGUUCGAACUGGCAAUUUCUGCGGUUGGUAGCAGUUUAUUGUCUGUGAAAUCCAUCAGAAUGGCAGAUAUUAUGCAGGCAGUGGUCAGUGAAGUGUCCCUGGUUGUCUGGUCAGUAAUUGGUUGCAGUUCUUUUCCUAUGAAAUCCAUCCUAGUUGACUGAAGUGAUGCAGACGAUGAUCGCUGAAGCACCCGUCGCUGUCUGGUUGGCACAGGCUGCAGUUAGUAGUCAUUGUUUAGAGACACAGCGGUGGGAGUGACACACCAGGCUGAAUGUUUCUUGAUUUUGGUGUUUAAGCUCCUCAUUCUCCCUCAAGUUACAUGUAUUUCUGAACACGUUAGUUCUCUUAAUGGGUUCUUCUGCUCCAGUCCUUGAUUCUGGAUUAUCCAACUGCAUGAUCGUUUAAGAAACAAUGGCCAAGAAUUUUGUUUUGAUGGACUAUUCAUGGUGCUGUUUCCUGCAGUGAGAGGCAAAAUUGUGUGCAGGUCUUCUUAAACCCAACGAGAGUCUCACAAUGACUAUUUCUAUGAUUAAUAAGAAAUGUGACAGCGGAUUCCUGUACAGCAGGUCUGGGAGAGACUUUGACCUCUGCUUUAACUUCCAGAUCUGUCAUGAGACUGUAGUUGUGUGCCUUUUAUUUUUCCUUCUGGUUUGUAUGUUAAUGAAACAUUUCUCUACUGUAGGUUCAAAGUACAGAGCAUCCGGAAAGUAUUCACAGCCUUUGCUCAAUACUUUGUUGAAGCACCUUUGGCACCAAUUACAGCCUCAAGUCUUUUUGAGUAUGAUGCCACAAGCUGGGCACACCUAUUUUUGGGCAGUUUCUCCCAUUCUUCUUUGCAGGACCUCUCAAGCUCCAUCAGGUUGGAUGGGGAGCGUCGGUGCACAGCCAUUUUCUGAUCUCUCCAGAGAUGUUCAAUCGGGUUCAAGUCUGGGCUCUGGCUGGGCCACUCAAGGACAUUCACAGAGUUGUCCCGGAGCCACUCCUUUGUUAUCUUGGCUGUGUGCUUAGGGUCGUUGUCCUGUUGGAAGAUGAACCGUCGCCCCAGUCUGAGGUCCAGAGCGCUCUGGAGCAGGUUUUCAUCAAGGAUGUCUCUGUACAUUGCUGCAUUCAUCUUUCCCUCGAUCUGGACUAGUCUCCCAGUUCCUGCCGCUGAAAAACAUCCCCACAGCAUGAUGCUGCCACCACCAUGCUUCACUGUAGGGAUGGUAUUGGCCAGGUGAUGAGCGGUGCCUGGUUUCCUCCAGACAUGACGCUUGCCAUUCAGGCCAAAGAGUUCAAUCUUUGUUUCUCAUGGUCUGAGAGUCCUUCAGGUGCCUUUUGGCAAACUCCAGGCGGGCUGUCAUGUGCCUUUUACUGAGGAGUGGCUUCCGUCUGGCCACUCUACCAUACAGGCCUGAUUGGUGGAGUGCUGCAGAGAUGGUUGUUCUUCUGGAAGGUUCUCCUCUCUCCACAGAGAAAUGCUGGAGCUCUGUCAGAGUGACCAUCGGGUUCUUGGUCACCUCCCUGACUAAGGCCCUUCUCCCCCGAUCGCUCAGUUUGGCUGGGCGGCCAGCUCUAGGAAGAGUCCUGGUGGUUCCAAACUUCUUCCAUUUACGGAUGAUGGAGACCACUGUGCUCAUUGGGACCUUCAAUGCUGUAGAAAGUUUUCUGUACCAGGAUCACUGUGCGCCAUCAGUGCAUCCAGAUCUUGGAGCCAGGAAGAUGUUUGAAUGUUGAAAUGGUAUCCGUGUGUAAUUGGUUAAAUUUCCUUUUUAGAAUAUGACUUAAUCCUGGUUUAGUUUAAAAGCUGAAUGUUCUCCUGUUCGAUCAAUUGGACAAAUAUAGAAACCUUAAUUUAUUGGUUGACCUGUUCAAUUACAUUUUUAUUUGGACAGUUUAUAUUAAAUAUGCUGUUAAUAUGCUUUCUAAAGUGUUUUAGGGCCGUUCAUUUAAAUCUUUAGAGACCAUUUAGAAUAUUGCAUUGUGUAGCAUGUCCUUACAGCAGCUGUUCUCGAAUAAGUUGCUCAUUUUGAGCAUGUCACUUCAUUUUUACUGGCGUUUU
This is a messenger RNA of Myxocyprinus asiaticus (Chinese sucker), 11829 nucleotides long. It is a transcript of the gene tnrc6bb.1, whose product is annotated as trinucleotide repeat containing adaptor 6Bb.1. NCBI's taxonomy places the organism in Eukaryota, Metazoa, Chordata, Actinopteri, Cypriniformes, Catostomidae. Gene Ontology annotation, cellular component: P-body; nucleoplasm. Gene Ontology annotation, biological process: positive regulation of nuclear-transcribed mRNA poly(A) tail shortening; miRNA-mediated post-transcriptional gene silencing. The record is from RefSeq and is a predicted model, not a curated record. Gene Ontology annotation, molecular function: nucleic acid binding. The transcript is spliced from 22 exons. Bases 1858 to 6462 code for a protein of 1534 amino acids.